AGUGACUGUCAGCGAGUCUUCCCACAUCCUCUCAAGCUGCGUCAUGCUUGGUCUCCUGCGCCCCCUGUUGGCCGCCUGCCUGCUCCUACAAUUACUACCUGCCUCGUGGUGCAGGAUGCCUGAAUACAACAAUGGAUUCUACUACCAUGACGUCAGCAAUGGCAACGGCAAUGGAGAGAUCUACUUCAACGGUGUGCGUCUGCAUGUGGAGUCCCCGCAGCCAUCAGUGUCAGCCACCAGGGGGAGCAGCGUCACGCUCCCGUGCCACUUCCACUACGAGCCUGAGCUCAGCGCCCCCCGCAGGACACGGGUCAAGUGGUCAUGGUUGCCCGCCCACGCCGCCGCCGCUGCACCCGCUGCCCCGCCCGUCGCCGCCGCCUUCACCAUGGAGACGGAGGUGAUGGUUGCCAUGGGUAACCGUCACCGCAGUUAUGGCAGCUUCCGGGGCCGUGUGCGCCUGCGACGCUCGGCGCCGGGCGACAUGUCGCUGGUCAUCAACGAGCUGCGCCUCAACGACACGGGCCGAUACCGAUGUGAGGUGAUUGACGGCCUGGAGGACGAGAGCAUCACCGUGGAGCUGGAGCUGCGAGGUGUGGUGUUUCCCUACUUCUCCGACAAAGGACGCUACCAGUUCAACUUCCUGGAGGCACAGCGGGCGUGCCAGGACCAGGACGCCGCGCUGGCCACUUUUGAGCAGCUGUUCACAGCGUGGGACGAGGGCCUGGACUGGUGCAACGCCGGCUGGCUGGCCGACGGCACCGUGCAGUAUCCCAUCACGGCGCCACGCGACGGAUGCGGGGGCUCGGACUUGGCGCCCGGCCUGCGCAGCUACGGUCCACGCCACCGCCUCCUGCACCGCUUUGAUGCCUUCUGCUUCUCCGCCUCCGUCAAAGGGACAGUCUACUUCCUGCAGAACCCGUCCAAGCUCAACUUUACAGAAGCGGUCCAGGCAUGCGCCAGAGCCUCCAGUCGUGUGGCCAAAGUGGGCCAGCUGUACGCCGCCUGGAGGCUCACAGGAUUGGACCGCUGUGACGCCGGGUGGCUGGCCGACGGCAGCGUCCGCUACCCCAUCACCAAGGCCCGGGCUAACUGCGGACCACCGGAACCUGGGGUGCGGAGCUUUGGGUUCCCCCCACAGCACCAGAAGUUUGGUGUCUUCUGUUAUCGGUAGAGGCUCAGUUAGCAUUAGCUUUAGCCUGCUGGCAAAUGGGCUUUACUGGGUCCAUUGCUCUCCUCAUCCACCCACAACUAACUGUGACCACUCAGUAACGCCCCUUUUCCACUGCACGGUACCAGCUUGACUUGACUCAACUCGCUUUGGGCUAGUCCACAUUAAAAUACUUAUUUGAAGCCGUGAAAACCCAGAAGCAGGCAUGCUAACAAAUAACAACAAUGGAAGAGGACAUUUUAUCCGUGAGGAGACAGCACCCAAGCGGAGCGCUGCGGCAAAAUGGAGACUGUGGAGUUUAAUACUGCACAGCAACAGGGUAAGCUAAUGUUAGCAUUUGUUUCCAUCCUCAAACGUUCGCAAGAAAUAGCAAGUAUAAGAAAUAGUACUAGUAUUAGUACCAGUAGUGAGUAGAGCCGGGUGCCAUGUGCUGGAAAAGGGAAUUAGACCACAGCAGGGCAAAAUGGACUUUUUCCACUUCCUGAAGUGAGAAGGGACAUUGCUGUAGCGCUGUACUGCAAACUAGGGCUUUAUGUCAGUAUUACAGUUGUACAUAACUAAGUGUACGUCUCCAAAGGGCUCCUGUCAACAUUGUAUGCCAUUGUCCUUGUUUAUGUGUCCAAUGCCACGACGCAUGCAUCUUUUACUUUUUUUUAUACACUGCAUAGUAUAUGUAAUGUAUCUUCGUGCAUUUUUUAAAAUCAUUUUAUACAAGUCAUUAAAAUUGCUGCUGUUUAUGUA
This is a messenger RNA of Dunckerocampus dactyliophorus (ringed pipefish), 1909 nucleotides long. It is a transcript of the gene hapln3, whose product is annotated as hyaluronan and proteoglycan link protein 3. The coding region runs from base 44 to 1171 and encodes 375 amino acids. Gene Ontology annotation, biological process: cell adhesion. NCBI's taxonomy places the organism in Eukaryota, Metazoa, Chordata, Actinopteri, Syngnathiformes, Syngnathidae. The transcript has 5 exons. The record is from RefSeq and is a predicted model, not a curated record. Gene Ontology annotation, molecular function: hyaluronic acid binding.